AUGGCUGAUUCCCCAUGCUUCCCUUGCUCUGUCCUCUCCAACAUCAGGACCAAUGUCUUCUUCAAGAUCUCCGUGCUUGCCAUCUUGUGCUCUUGCCCUGCCCUACUUGCAGGGAUCCCUGCCGGCGAUGCGGCUGUGCAGGUGUCUGCGACCAUUGGAGGGAGAAAAGGGGUAACGUGGAAUAUGCAGGCAAGGCAUUUCUCAUUGAAGCACUUGGAACAUUUUCAUGCUCAUAGACCGGCCUAUUCUCUGGGACUGAGAGGAGGGAACCUUGAAAGCCAUGAAGGCUCGAGGGACAUCAAGAUCGGAAGCUUCUCCCUAGAAGUGUACGGCAAGGUUUUGAUUCAAGACACCACCAUAGAAUUGAACUACGGAAGGAGAUAUGGUUUGCUGGGAGCCAAUGGUGUGGGGAAGACUUCUUUCCUCAAGGCCCUGGCUGCCCGGCUGGUUCCGAUCCCCGAGUUUCACGACAUCUUCAUCCUGUCAGAGGAGGCGAAAUCUACCAACAUGUCGGCACUGGAGUACGUCGUGGCGGCUGCUGAGCAUGAGGUGAACCGCCUUGAGAAGAAGGUCGAGGUCAUCAUCGAGCAGCAUGGCCCAGAUGCAGAUGAACUGCAGCACAUCUACGACCGCAUCGACUCGAUCGGGCCUGCCACCCUCAAAGUCAGAGCUGGGAAACUGCUGGCGGGCCUUGGAUUUGAUGCCGAACGCAUGGCAAAACAGACCAAGGACAUGUCGGGCGGGUGGAGGAUGCGAGUUGCGCUUGCUGAAGCUCUGUUUGUGCGGCCAUCGAUCCUCCUGCUCGAUGAGCCGACAAACCAUCUUGACUUGGGAUCUGUUGUGUGGCUGGAAGACUAUCUGUCCCGUUAUGAUUCCAUCUUGGUCGUCACUAGUCAUUCUCAGGAUUUCUUGAACGGAGUGUGCACCAAUAUCAUGGAGCUGCGCCAGAUGAAACUCACGUAUUGGACUGGAAACUACGAUCAGUUUGUGAAAACAAAGACUGAGCAAGAGGCAAAUCAGAUGAAGCUCUACUAUAAACAGCAGGAUGAAAUCAAACACAUGAAAGAGUUCAUUGCGUCUUGCGGCACCUACGCGAAUCUUGUAAGGCAGGCCAAGUCACGUCAGAAGGUCUUGGACAAGAUGGAGGAGGAUGGUUUGAUUCAGCCUGUGGUGACGGACAAGAAGAUCAAGAUCGAAUUCCCACAGUGUGACAAGCUCGUCCCUCCCGUCAUCGCCUUCACCGACGUUGCCUUCUCCUACUCUGGCAAGCCCGAAGACUACCUGUAUGAGAAUCUCAACAUCGGUAUCGAUUCGGACUCUCGAGUUGCCCUUGUUGGUCCCAACGGCGCGGGGAAGUCAACCCUUUUGAAAUUGAUGUGCGGGAGGCUCCAUCCCUCCAAGGGAUCCAUAACAAUCAAACAUGGCACCCGCCUUGGAGUCUUCGACCAGCACAUGGCAGAGAAGUUGGAUCUCGACCUCUCUCCUAUAGAAUACAUGCAGAAACGUUUCCCUGGAAAGUUCAAAGACCUGCAGGACUGGAGGACAGCAGUCGGUCGCUUUGGGGUGACGGGAAAGCAGCAGAUGGAGCCUAUCAGAAAGAUGUCAGAUGGUCAGAAGCGCCGCGUCGUCUGGGCGGAGCUCUGGCUGAUGUCACCCAACAUGCUCCUCCUUGACGAGCCCACGAACCACUUGGACAUGGAGUCCAUCGAUGCACUCGCAGAGGGAAUCAAGCAGUUCCAAGGAGGCCUGCUCCUGAUUAGUCAUGACUUCCGUCUGAUCGAUCAGGUGGCGCAGGAAGUUUGGGUAUGCGAGAAAGGUGUCACAAAGUGGACCAAGGGGAUCCGCGAGUAUAAGGAGUUGCUGAAGGAGCAGAUGCUUGAAGCGCAGAAGGGGAGCUGA
Molecule: messenger RNA, 1899 nt
Organism: Guillardia theta CCMP2712
Lineage: Eukaryota; Cryptophyceae; Pyrenomonadales; Geminigeraceae
Exons: 21
Coding region: 1-1899 (632 amino acids)
Molecular function (GO): ATP hydrolysis activity; ATP binding
Source: RefSeq, a predicted model, not a curated record